CCGGGGUAUUCGUCUCGAUCAAUCUCGUCGAACUUCGACACACCGUUGUCUGCAUUCGAUUCAUUGACUCUUUCAGCCGAGUGAAUGCCUUCCAUGGGUGCAGACAAAUAUCUACGGUCUUACCCUUCCAAUCUGUAGCACUGUGUUCAAAUUUGAAUAUCCGGACGGUCGUGUGCUGGGUUGCCUUCUAGCUCCACCACUGUCAACACAUCGAACUGCUCCUCUGAGGUGCUUCGGAGGUACAGACCGACAAAUGUCAUUUCGUCUGUGACCUCUUUAGAGUUGAUUCAACAUAUUUUCUCUUUCCUUCAUCCAUUCGGCCAUGGUCUCCGUCGCCACUAUUCCACAACCACCGGCGCUUACAGCCACCCCCUCCAUGAAGCCAUCAAAGAUGCUACCAUCGUCUCCCGUAUCUAUCCUCAAAACCUCCAAGCCCACGGGCACGAAACGCAAAAUGGCGGACCUCGACCGCAGUCUGUCUCCCGCCUCCUCCGUGUCGGACAUCGACGACGCCCCGCCCGCAAAGAAGCGUGCCCGCGUCACGUUCAACGAGAACAUCCAGACGCACUCCUGGAAUCAAAACGAUCCGGCAACUCAAACUGGGAUGAGUGUGGCGAUGGUUCGGGAGGAGAUCCGUCGGGCUAUCCACCGCCAUGUUUCAUCCGGGGAAAGCGAGGCCUAUGACCAGAUCAAGGAGAUCUUCACUGCCGACCCGAAGAAGGCUGCCGACACUGUCUACUCAUACGACCUUCCGACACACACCUCGUUGAAGAACCAUCUGUUCGGUCUACUUUCUCACAUCGCUUCGCUGGACCGUGGCUGUAGCAGCCUUGUCCACGCCGUCCUGGAGAGCGAGUGGCUUGGUCGGGAUGAAGCCUACGUGAAGCUCUUCAUCAGGUUCCUCGGAAACCUUGCCGCCGCUCAAGGUACCUACCUCGGUGUCAUUUUCAAGAUGCUCGUCAGUAAGCUCGCUGGCGUCGCUCGUGGUACUGGUAGCCUCCCUGGCUAUCCUGUGGUCCCGGUUUCUGAAAUUUACGCUCGCAUUCACAUGGCCUUGCGUCACAUUGUCCGUCUGAUUCCGGCUGGUAGUGGAACUCUGUCGCCAAUUCUAUCUCAUACAUUCCCAUACGAAGCGGACCCUCCAAAGUCUUAUAUCGCCUAUACCCGAAACCUCAUCCAGAUUAUCGCAUACGCUCCCGAGCUCCAGUCCGAUAUCCUCGCCUUGAUCACCGAAAAGUUGGUCAAGAUCGAUGUUCAGAUCCAGGUUGAUUUGGAAGAUUUCGAGGAUGAGCUAGGCGAGAACCUGCUGCAUGGUGUAUCGACCGACCCCGACGAAGAACUCGAUGACGAUGACGAUGCCUCAGUUUUGAGUGAAGACGAGACCGACGAGGAUCGAAGGGUUACCGAGAUCAAGGACAACAUACACAAAGUGGAUGGCAUGAUCGACAUUCUUUUCGAGUUUUAUAACUUGUCAUUCACGACGGGCACACUUGCCGACAAGCGAAACAGCCUGGACCUUAUUAUCAGCCACUUCCAAACCAUCAUCCUCCCAACUUACAAGUCCCGCCACUCGCAAUUCCUUCUCUUCCACUUCUCUCAGUUACACCCGGAUCUCCUCAGCAAGAUGACUACGUGCUUCUCGGAUUUGAUCUUCGGCAAAGUCCAGUCUGGAAUCAUCCGCCAAUCCGCAGCCGCCUACCUGGCCAGCUUCAUCGCCCGCGGUGCCCAUAUCCCUAGCAGCCUCGUUCGCAAAACUUUCAACGAAAUGAGUGCGCAGCUGGUCGAAAUGCACGACAAAUAUGACGCUACUUGUCGCGGUCCUGACCUCCGCCGUUACGGCUCGUUCUACGCCACCGCCCAGGCCGUGCUGUACAUCUUCUGCUUCCGCUGGCGCGAUCUGACGACUGCUUCUAUCGAUGGUGACAGCCCGCAGCAAGUGGACGAGCUGGAGCCCAGCCAAAUCGCCUUCCCGCCCAAUGUCAAGGAUACGCUGAGCAAAGUGAUCUAUUCGCGCCUGAACCCGCUCAAGAUCUGCUCCCCGGGUAUCGUCAACGAGUUUGCCCGUAUGGCAAUGGCCUGAUCACGGCCUAAUCUACUUGCUAUACAUAUGUUUUUUUUAGCGCGGCGCUCCGGUUUCGAUUUCGAUUUCGAUUUGACAUUUAUAUGUCUCCCCUUCUUUUUCAAAAGUUCGAUACCAGUCCUUUCUGUUAUGUCCUGAUGAUAUGAUAUCGUGCUUUUGAGCGUGCAUGGCAUCUUAUUGGAGCAUCAAUACUUUUGUGUUCCUUCUAGCUUACUUGAUGGUUAGUUUAUGACCUAUCAUUGUCAUAGCUUGGAAAAUGGGAAUUAUCUUUUCUAUGGAAUAAUUGCGUACGUAGGCUGCUGCUUCUUCGUUGAUGAAGCGGAGGGGGGACCGCGAAGAC
Messenger RNA from Penicillium brasilianum, 2420 nucleotides. The record is from the annotation of a GenBank genome assembly. Lineage: Eukaryota; Fungi; Ascomycota; Eurotiomycetes; Eurotiales; Aspergillaceae.